AUGACCGGUCUUUUUGUGCUGGGACUUCGUGGUGAAACUACAGUGAAAGGAGACACACUCUCAACGUGGUUCGCACUAGAUUACUUCGCUGACUUCCUGUAUCUCUUGGACAUUAUGAUUCAUUUCCGGACUGGCUACUUAGAGGACGGCGUCCUUCAGACGGACGCGGUCAAAUUGAGGCAUCAUUACAUGAAUUCAACGACAUUCUACAUAGACUGCUUAUGUCUUCUACCAUUGGACUUUCUAUAUUUAUCCAUAGGAUUCAAUUCAAUACUCAGGUCGUUUCGUCUAGUCAAAAUUUAUCAGUUCUGGGCCUUCAUGGACAGAACAGAAAGGCAUACGAACUAUCCAAAUUUAUUCAGAUCGCUGAGUCUUAUUCAUUACUUGUUAGUGAUAUUUCAUUGGAAUGGCUGUUUAUAUCAUAUAAUAGCAAAAAAUAAUGGUUUUGGUAGUAAAAAUUGGGUCUUUCAUGACUCGGAGAGUUCUGACGUUGUGAAGCAAUACUUGCAGAGUUAUUACUGGUGCACGUUGGCGCUCACCACGAUAGGUGAUUUGCCAAGGCCUCGUAGUAAAAGUGAAUACAUUUUUGUAAUUGCUCAAUUAUUAUUCGGUUUACUAUUAUUUGCCACAGUACUUGGACAUGUGGCGAACAUUGUCACAUCGGUUAGUACAGCGAGGAAGGAGUUUCAGGAUCUAAUGUCUUGCCGCCUGAGCACGCGCCGUGGCACGACAGCUUCGAAUAGUCACUGUUCUCAACGUUACUUGUCAUCGUCCCGUGACAGUCUUGUCACGUCACCCGGCGGCGGCGGCGGUCACUACACGGCGGUAACCGGUGUCGGCGGCGGCAUUCACCAUCGGACACCGAUUGAUGCGACCGCCGAAACCGCCCUCAGCGAUCUGGACAUCAGCGCGGCGAGGAGGGAUGCGAGGACUAGGUGA
This is a messenger RNA of Ctenocephalides felis (cat flea), 939 nucleotides long. RefSeq names its product cyclic nucleotide-gated channel cone photoreceptor subunit alpha-like. Lineage: Eukaryota; Metazoa; Arthropoda; Insecta; Siphonaptera; Pulicidae. Gene Ontology annotation, molecular function: intracellularly cAMP-activated cation channel activity; protein-containing complex binding; intracellularly cGMP-activated cation channel activity. The record is from RefSeq and is a predicted model, not a curated record. Gene Ontology annotation, biological process: monoatomic cation transmembrane transport. The transcript is spliced from 5 exons. Bases 1 to 939 code for a protein of 312 amino acids. Gene Ontology annotation, cellular component: intracellular cyclic nucleotide activated cation channel complex; plasma membrane.